AUGGGGUCCGCGUUCGAACCCGCCAGCGCCUGGCCGUCAUCCACAACUGCCAUCAUCACCGCUACGGCCAUAGCCACCACAGCCUUCAUCGCCUUUGGCAAGGUUUCUCUUUGGCCUCGGAAAGAGAAGAUCCUGCCCAGCCCGCUCAAGACGCUGUCCCCAGCUGCCGUUGCCUCGUCCGAUACGUUCAACGACCUCGUCUACCAACCUGACCAGUUCCCCGGCGCAAGGGAUGUCGACACUCCGUAUGGCUCUACCCGUGUCUAUGAAUUUGGCCCAGAGGAUGGCGAGAAGGUCCUUUUCAUCCACGGCAUUAGCACCUCUUGUGUCACCCUCUGCCGCAUCGCUGAAGGCCUUGUUGAGAAGCACGGCUGCCGCGUGAUGUUGUUUGAUCUAUUCGGCCGUGGCUUUUCUGAUGGUGUAGGCGACCUCCCCUAUGAUGAACGCCUCUACCUCUCUCAAAUCCUCUUUGUGCUCGCCUCUAGCCCUCUCGCCUGGACCGGCAAGGAUGCUCGUCUCCGUGUCGUCGGGUACUCCCUUGGUGGCGGCAUCGCCGUUCACUUGGCCAACCAUCUGCCUCAUCUGGUAGACUCCCUCGUCUUACUUGCUCCUUCUGGCCUUAUUGACGCCCGGAGCUUUGGCGUCGUUUCUCGCUUCGUCUUCUCUUCUGGUUUAAUCCCGGAGCGCAUCCUGGCCGUCUUGACCCGGAGCCGACUACAGCAACCCAUUGCCGCCUCCAAGUCUCCACGCCACAGCUUGCCCGCCAGGCUCGAGACCAUCGCCAAGGCUGAAGCGGCUGACCCUCCAACUGGCGAGGAUGUAAGUCCCCUGGAGCACCGCGUCCUGAUGUACGUUCGUUGGAUGGUCCUAAACCACGUUGGAUUCGUCCCAUCCUUCAUGUCCAGCGUUCGGCACUCUCCCUUGACAGACCAGCACGACAGCUGGCGCCGCCUUGCUGACCGGAGACCCGGGAGCACCGCCAUCAUCCUCGCCAAGAGUGAUGAGAUCAUCGACAUCGACGACUACAAUCGCCAGGGCCCUUCAUUGAUCGGGGGCAAGGAGAAUGUUUUGUGGCGAGAACUUGAGGGCGGCCACGACUUCGUCAUGACACAUGCUCGGGACAUCCUCGAGGUCCUUGACGAAUUUUGGUAUCCCAACUCCUCUUCCUAA
Molecule: messenger RNA, 1170 nt
Organism: Clonostachys rhizophaga
Lineage: Eukaryota; Fungi; Ascomycota; Sordariomycetes; Hypocreales; Bionectriaceae
Source: the annotation of a GenBank genome assembly